Molecule: messenger RNA, 3352 nt
Organism: Diospyros lotus (date-plum)
Lineage: Eukaryota; Viridiplantae; Streptophyta; Magnoliopsida; Ericales; Ebenaceae
Product: DNA topoisomerase 3-beta
Exons: 15
Coding region: 137-2740 (867 amino acids)
Biological process (GO): DNA topological change
Cellular component (GO): nucleus
Molecular function (GO): DNA topoisomerase type I (single strand cut, ATP-independent) activity; DNA binding
Source: RefSeq, a predicted model, not a curated record
AGGUUGGUGCAACUCACCCAAGCGUAAACUUGGGGAAGAAGCCGGGAGAUCCUCGACGAAACGGAGAAAUAAGCGAGAGAAACAGUGAAGAUGCAAUAGGUUUGCCGCUUCCUCGGGCGAACGCACCCACAGAGACAUGGCUACGAAAGUUCUCAUGGUAGCAGAGAAGCCGAGUAUUGCACUGUCCAUCGCCUCUGUUCUCUCUGCUGGCCGAAUGUCAACCCGAAGGGGCAGUACUGAGGUCCAUGAAUUUGAUGGAACUCUUCUGGGAUUUUCUUCUGCACAUUAUAAAGUGACAUCAGUUAUUGGGCAUGUUUUCAGUGUGGAUUUUCCAGCAGCUUUUCAAGACUGGACAGUCACUGAUCCUCUUGAUCUUUUCGAAGCUCCAAUUCGUAAGGCGGAAUCAAAUCCGAAGGCUGCUAUCUGCAGGCAUUUAAGCCAAGAAGCUCAUGGUUAUAGUCAUCUGGUCUUAUGGUUGGACUGUGAUCGGGAAGGAGAAAACAUAUGCUUUGAAGUUAUUGAUUGCACUGGAUUUCGUGCGAACAAGGGUAAAAGAGUUUAUCGUGCGAGGUUUUCUUCUGUUACGGAGAAAGAUAUCAUGAAGGCAAUGAAUAACCUUAUUGAACCCAACGAGGAUGAGGCUUUGGCUGUGGAUGCUCGCCAAGAAAUAGACUUGAAAGUUGGUGUUGCAUUUACGCGAUAUCAGACUAGUUAUUUCCAGGGAAAAUAUGGGAAUCUCGAUUCUAGAGUUAUCUCCUAUGGACCAUGUCAAACACCUACACUUGGAUUUUGUGUGCAACGCUACUUGCAAAUCACUACUUUUAAGCCAGAAAAGUUUUGGGCUGUGCAUCCUUACAUAAUUCUAAAGGGCUAUGAACUUAAGCUGGAGUGGGAGCGCUGCAAGCUGUUUGACCUAGAUGUUGCUGAGAUGUUUCACAAGUUGAUAAUGGAGGAUGGCAUGGUGGAAGUAACUGGUAUAUCACAAAAGCAAGAGUGCAAAACUCGGCCAUCUGGUCUUAACACCGUGAACCUUCUGAAGGUGGCUUCAAGUGCAUUGGGCUUGGGACCCCAGUUAGCCAUGCAAUUGGCUGAGCGCUUGUACACUCAGGGAUUUAUCAGCUAUCCACGCACUGAGAGCACGACAUAUCCUUCUUCAUUUGACUUUAGAGGUGUACUUGGAGCCCUAGUUAAUAAUCCAGCAUGGGGUACUUAUUCGCGGACACUGCUAUCUGAUGGUUAUGUUAAGCCACGAUCAGGGACAGAUGCAGGUGACCAUCCUCCCAUAACUCCAAUGCGGGUAGCUACAGAGGACAUGCUAGGCAUUGAUGCUUGGAGACUUUAUCAGUAUGUCUGUCAACAUUUUCUGGGAACUGUUUCACCUGAUUGCAAAUACGUAAGGACAAAGAUUGAAUUUUCAGUUGGUGGAGAAUUCUUUCAUUGUGUGGGACAGCAGGUUACAGUCAAAGGAUACACGUCUAUUAUGCCAUGGUUGGCAGUAAAUGAGAAAAAUCUUCCUCAGUUUGCUGAAGGGGAGAAAAUAGAAAUUUCAAAAGUUGAGCUGUAUGAGGGUAAGACUGCGCCCCCAGAUUAUCUUAGUGAAAGUGAGCUCAUCUCUCUAAUGGAGAAAAAUGGAAUUGGCACUGAUGCAUCAAUUCCAGUACAUAUUAACAACAUCUGUGAAAGGAACUAUGUUCAGGUACAGGCCGGAAGAAGGUUGGCUCCAACUGCUUUAGGUAUCAGCCUAAUAAGAGGCUAUCAAUGUAUUGAUCCAGAUCUAUGUUUGCCUGACAUUCGGAGUUUUAUAGAGCAGCAGAUCACUCUUGUUGCCAAGGGUCAAGCAGAUCAUUCUCUUGUUGUGCAGCAUGUCCUCCAACAAUUUAAGAGGAAGUUCAAUUACUUUGUUAAGCAGAUUGACAACAUGGAUGCGUUGUUUGAAGCACAGUUUUCUCCACUUUCGGACACUGGACGCUUGCUUAGUAAAUGUGGAAAGUGCCUGCGUUAUAUGAAAUAUAUCUCUACACCGCCAUCACGGCUCUUUUGUGGUUCUUGUGAGGAAGUUUAUUAUGUUCCUCAAAGGGGUGCAAUCAAGUUGUACAAAGAACAUACUUGCCCUUUGGAUAACUUUGAGCUUCUGAUGUUCUCAUUGCCUGGCCCAGAAGGCAAGACAUUUCCUUUCUGCCCUUACUGCUAUAACAGUCCCCCAUUUGAAGGUAUAAGCACAAUUUAUGGUGCAUCUAAAGCCGGUGUUUCGGGAAAGUUGGGAAAAGGAGCUGGAAUGCCAUGUUUCCUCUGUCCACAUCCCACGUGCCGGCAUUCUCUCAUAGCCCAAGGUGUUUGUGCCUGUCCUGAAUGCAACGGGACACUUGUGCUUGAUCCAGUUAGUGCUCCCAAAUGGAGGCUUUUCUGCAACAUGUGCAACUGUCUUGUUUUCCUUCCUGAAGGCGCUCACCGGAUUUCCACAACGAAGGAACGUUGUCCUGAAUGUGAUUCCACCAUCAUCGAAGUCGACUUCAACAAGAAAACGACACCCUUGGAGGAUGGAGCCACCUUGCAUAUUGGUUGCAUCCUAUGUGAUGAAUUGCUGCAAUCGCUGGUUCAGAUGAAGUAUGGAAGAUCUUUUUCUAGGCGCGGGGGAGGAAGGGGAAGGGGGAGAGUAAGAGGCAGAGGAUAUGGAGGAAGAGGAAGAGGUAGAGGUGGAAGGAAACCAGAAGACCCUAGAAUGAGUUUUAGAGGUUUCUAGUGUACUUUUAGAACUAAAUUUUCGUCUGUGUGUUUGAGAGUGCCGAAGUCUGUCUACAACUGAAGAAACAGAUGUUUGCCAAAUUUGUGACUUGUGCGUAUAGGGGUCCAAGGAUAAAAUUAAUGAGGAAUCUUUAAACACUCAAGAUAGUAGGUAGCUUAGUGAUAAGUGUAAGGUUUGGAACAUCACCUUAGGAGUCCAUUUUACCGGUUUAGGGGUUGUGUCUGAUUUGUGGUUCUACUCCUAUUUGGAUGGUCUCAUUGAGUUCUAAGGACUAUAAAUGUCUUGUCUUCUUCUUCUGAUGGUAUAUGAGAUUAGCCAAGUACAAUUAGAGUGAUGAUACGUGGGAUAGGAUUAGAAUAGAACUGGUUAAUCAUUUACUCUUUGAACUGUAAGCAAACAAAAAUAAGUUCUCCUAACGGCCACUACAAAUGGGCAUUACUCGAACCUUAUAGUUGUAUGAUUGUGCUAGUGUUGUCUCUCUUUUUAUUUUUGGCCAAGUGAUGCCUGCCUUUAUUGAAGUUACGUACUCCCGUCGCUCAAAACAUUUGUAAGUAAUUUUAUCUGUCUUUUUGACAAUUAACAUAAUUUUGCCUCGGGGUGACGCUGCUA